UUUGGUGUGGGCAGGAGAAGCUGGAGCCACCCCCUGAGGCCCUAGCGACGGGCCGUGCCGUCACGUGGUCUCCCCGCCGCCUCUGAUUGGCGGGGGCGGUCGCGGCCUCGCCGCUGCCGGUGCGAUGUAGGGAAGGGCCGGGGCUGAGCUCGGGGACAGGAGCCGCCGCCCCCGGUGCUGCCGGCGAGAGACGGGGCCGCGGGAUGAGAAAGCGGAACGAGUCCGUCACGCUGGAGCACGAGCGCCCCGCCGGCCCGCCCGAGCCGGGCUGCAGCCUGAGGCGCAGCCUGCGCCUGGCCGGCGCCGCGAGCGCGCGGCCCCCCGGGGAGCCGGCCAUGAAGCGGCCGCUCGGCAGGCGAUAUGGAUUGUGGUUCCGAUUACGGAAGUUGUUAAUCUGGUUGUUGGGAGUAUACAUAGCCAUUCCGUUUCUAGUCAAACUUUGUCCUGCUAUUCAGGUGAAGCUGGUCUUCUUAAAUUUUGUGAGGGUUCCGUAUUUCAUUGACUUGAAAAGGCCACAGGAUCAAGGCUUAAACCACACCUAUAAUUAUUACCUUCAGCCAGAGGAGGAUGUAACCAUUGGAGUCUGGCACACCGUUCCUGCAGCCUUAUGGAAGGAUGCUCAAAGCAAAGGCCAGCCAUGGUAUGAGGACACUUUGGGAUCCAACCAUCCUGUAAUCCUUUACUUGCACGGAAAUGCAGGAACUAGAGGAGGGGAUCACCGUGUGGAACUUUACAAGGUUCUAAGUUCCCUUGGUUACCAUGUAGUCACAUUUGAUUAUCGAGGGUGGGGAGAUUCUGUGGGCACUCCGUCAGAGAGAGGAAUGACCUAUGAUGCACUCCAUGUUUUUGACUGGAUAAAAGCAAGAAGUGGAGACAAUCCUGUCUAUAUAUGGGGGCACUCCUUAGGCACAGGAGUUGCAACAAAUUUAGUGCGACGUCUUUGUGAAAGAGAAACUCCUCCAGAUGCCCUAAUACUGGAAUCACCAUUUACUAAUAUACGUGAAGAAGCAAAAAGCCAUCCGUUUUCAGUGAUAUAUAGAUACUUCCCUGGAUUUGACUGGUUCUUCCUUGACACCAUCACAAUGAGUGGAAUUAAAUUUGCAAAUGAUGAGAAUGUAAAAUACAUUUCCUGCUCGCUGCUUAUUCUUCAUGCUGAAGAUGAUCCUGUUGUACCAUUUCAUCUUGGAAAGAAGCUUUAUAACAUUGCUGCACCGUCUCGGAGUUUCCGUGACUACAAAGUACAGUUUGUUCCAUUUCACAGAGACCUCGGCUACAGGCAUAAGUACAUAUACAGGAGUCCAGAGCUACCUCGAAUACUGCGGGAAUUCCUGGGAAAAUCUGAACAUGCACAUCAUCACUGAAGACUGGCUGCUUGGUAGCAUUAAGGUUCUUUUUGUUUUUUCUUUUGGUAAGUGUGCCAUUCUUUAGUGCUUAGCACUGGCUAAGCCAGGAAUUCCUUCGUUUGUCCUGAUGCAUACCCUUGGAAAUCCAAACUCCCACAUCAGUGUCUAAGACAGUAGGAGAAGAAAGAAAUGAAGUUAGCUGGCUUCUGUUUUAACAUGGACAGAAAAACAAACAAACCCAUGCACCAAUACCAACCCAUUCAAAACUUGAGCACAACAAAGACCUACCAAUGCAGCAUAAUAAUUAAAAGAACAGACAUUCCUAGAAAACAUGUUUUGGGACAAAUGGUAUUCCUUCUACAUUUAAAAACAGCGUAACAUUUUGGAUCACAAAUGGACUGUGAUUUACCCACAAAAUGGUGGCUGUGACCAUCUUUAAAUAUUGCAGCUGUCUUGCUUCAGUUCCAGGGUGUUUCCUUUAUAGAAUAUAUAUAUUUAGUUCAUCAUUUUCUCUCAAUGGUUAUAAUCAGGAAAGUGCUGAAGAUCAUGGGGAAUAUUGAUGUUUUAUUGAAAUCAGUUAACUUUUAAUUUGAGGUGUACUGCAAAAGCAUAAGGAUACUUGCAAGACAAACACAUUUUGAAAUAAAAAGGAUGUUUUUAAAAAAGUAAGACACAAAUAUUUAACGUGAUGGGGAUGUUGUAACACUUUUCCAUUCUCCCCCCCCACCAUGUCCUUCUUUCUGAGUAUCAUUCCCACUCCAUACAUGCACACCUCUGGAGUAUUCCUUUUCCCCCUUCCCAUAUACCUUUGGUAGGAGUAUUGGUACCUUAAGUGACUUCAACAGACGGGAUUUUACUUUAGAGAAAGUUUUUUAAUUUUUUUCUGAGAUUUCCCCUUCUCUGAAUCAUAUAGGCCUAGAAUAUGUAGGAAUUUAUUUAAACAAAAAAGUCUUCCAUUCUUCUUUAAGCAUAAAGAGACACAAGCACUUUCUUGGGGAUGAGAGGACAGAGAUCCGUAAGAAAUAUGUUUUAGCUCCAGUUGUCAGGCACAAAGGGAGAGGUGAACUUGUCACUUCCUUAGGCAGAGCAAUUCCUGCAUAACUAAAAGCAAGCAGCAGUAGAUAGUUACUAAUGCAAAUAAACUGUGGUUCUGUUUUAUUCUUUAUUCCCCACACCCUGUUUUCCAUGCCCUGGGCAAAGACUCAGCUCUCCUGUUUACACGGAAUACACCUGGUUCAUCUGUGGCCUCAGUCCGUCUUUCCUCAUAGCAACAUGUGCUGUCCUGGAUGGGUGGCUGGCCAUGCUGGGAGGCUGUAGAUUCAUAGGGCCCCACUCCACUGGGGGAGAUGCUCAGUGGAAGCUUCCUCCUUGUACAGCGGGAAGUGAUGCGCAAGCUGCUCUGUGGUGGAAGGUUGGGCUGCCGGCUGUGCAUCCCUUUAUCAUAACCCUUAGUGAGGCACAUCACAGGUGUCCCCGUUCUGUUGUGCCUCCCAUUCCCCCACUCCUUCCCUGACUGCUCCCACAAAACAAUUCCUGGUUCAGGACUCGCACCUCCACCCCCACUAGCAUGGCACAGCGGUUUGGGGCAUGUGGGUGGGAGAAUGUCACGUGCUGGACAAUGGGAGCUGUAUCUGGAGAACCCAAUAAACUGGGGCUUUUCAGGGUACUCUAGCCUUGUUUGAACUGGCCCUAACAAAUCAUCCCAUGUAAUACUCGGUGUAAUAGUUUUAGUUCCUAGUGUUCAGAAGUGAACCUUACAGCCUUGAGGGGUCUGUUCUCUUAUGCAGUUGUAUAAGGCGUAGUGUAACCAGUUCAGCAUGCAUCCAACUUAUAGCUACAGGCUCAUAAUAGUUACAAAGCGGACAGUAGAUUGUCUGCCGUAGUAUGGUUAUACUAAGGUUUUGACCCAUAACACUUCUGAGCUAACUGUGACACUUAAAUUCUAUUUUAUGCACUUACUGAUAUUUAUUGCACUGACAGGACAGAAACACUAUUUGGCUCUUUGCAAUUCAGUCUCUACAUUCCAUCUAAUGCUGCUGCUGUCAUCUGACUCAUGUUAAAAUAUAAACUUAAAUGAAAAUGUUGACUCUCCUCCCAUGUGACACAGAUUAGAUUCCAGAGCAUGAACCAGUGCAGUUUAUUUCAACAUACAUUCCAGUUAAUUAGGCCAGUAAUGUGCAUUGAUUGAAAUGUUUAUCUAAAAAUGUGUAGCUUUAAUAAAACUUCUGAUCACUCCA
This is a messenger RNA of Chelonia mydas (Green sea turtle), 3580 nucleotides long. It is a transcript of the gene ABHD12, whose product is annotated as abhydrolase domain containing 12, lysophospholipase. The transcript has 13 exons. NCBI's taxonomy places the organism in Eukaryota, Metazoa, Chordata, Testudines, Cheloniidae. The record is from RefSeq and is a predicted model, not a curated record. Bases 204 to 1361 code for a protein of 385 amino acids. Gene Ontology annotation, cellular component: endoplasmic reticulum membrane. Gene Ontology annotation, molecular function: phosphatidylcholine lysophospholipase A1 activity; monoacylglycerol lipase activity. Gene Ontology annotation, biological process: monoacylglycerol catabolic process; phosphatidylserine catabolic process.